Messenger RNA from Malurus melanocephalus (red-backed fairy wren), 3171 nucleotides. Its product is annotated as cholesterol 24-hydroxylase. The record is from RefSeq and is a predicted model, not a curated record. The coding region runs from base 40 to 1545 and encodes 501 amino acids. NCBI's taxonomy places the organism in Eukaryota, Metazoa, Chordata, Aves, Passeriformes, Maluridae. Gene Ontology annotation, biological process: cholesterol catabolic process. Gene Ontology annotation, molecular function: iron ion binding; cholesterol 24-hydroxylase activity; heme binding. The transcript has 15 exons.
UUUGCUCGGGGCGGGGGGAGGCGCUGACAGCCGGCGGGGAUGGAGGCGCUGUGGGCGGCGGGGGGGCUCCUGCUGGCCCUCUCCCUCCUGGCCUUCGUGCUGUACUGCUGCUACGUGAAGUACAUCCACCUCAAGUACGACCACAUCCCCAGCGCCCCGCGGGAGAGCUUUUUACUUGGACACCUGCCGAUCCUAUGGAGAAUGCUGAGGAAACAGGAGUUUACACCGGAUCUCUUCCUGGAGUGGGCAGAGAAAUAUGGACCUGUUGUACGUUUUAAUGCCUUUCACAGAGUCUCACUAUUGAUUACAAGCCCUGAAGGAGUGAAGGAGUUCCUGAUGUCACCGCAGUACCCAAAGGACCCAAUGGUGUAUGGUACUCUCUUCAGCCUAUUUGGUGAGAGGUUCCUAGGGAAUGGCUUGGUAACCGUUUGCAACCAUGAGCAUUGGCACAAGCAGCGGAGGAUAAUGGAUCCAGCUUUCAGCCGAAGCUACCUGAUUGGUCUGAUGGAUACUUUUAAUGAAAAAGCAGAGGAGCUGAUGGAGAAGCUAGAGGAAAAGGCAGAUGGAAAAACAGAAUUUAGCAUGCUGUCGAUGAUGAGCCGGGUGACUAUGGAUAUCAUUGGAAAGGUAGCCUUUGGCCUGGAAUUAAAUGCACUGACUGAUGACCAGACGCCUUUACCAAACGCUGUGACAAAGGUUUUGGAGGGUCUGACCCAGGCACGCCUCCCCUUCAUACGGUACAUGCCAGGGCAUCAGAAGCUGGUAAARGAGGCCAAGGAGAGUGUGAGGCUGUUGCGGCGUGUGGGGAAGGAGUGCCUUGACCGGAGGAGAGAAGCCAUGCAGAAUGGGAAAGAAGCCACACUGGAUAUUCUUACACAGAUACUGAAAGGAGUUGCUCUGGAAGAAACUAGAGAUGAUGAAAACAUUCUGGAUAACUUUAUCACUUUCUUUGUGGCAGGUCAUGAAACCAGUGCCAAUCAGAUGACAUUUACAGUAAUGGCACUGGGUCAGCAUCCUGAAAUUCUGGAAAGGGCUCAGGCUGAAGUAGAUGAGGUUCUUGGUGCCAAGAGAGACGUUGACUAUGAGGAUCUUGGCAAACUCACCUACUUAUCACAGGUUUUGAAGGAGUCGCUGCGGCUGUACCCGCCUGCCUCGGGGACGCUCCGCCGGGUGCAGAAGGAGCUCACCAUCGAAGGCAUCAGAAUUCCUGCAGACUCCACGGUCCUGCUCAGCACUUAUAUAAUGGGAAGGAUGGAAAAGUUUUUCAAGGAUCCACUUACUUUCGAUCCAGAUCGAUUCAGCAAAGAUGCACCUAAGCCAUAUUAUUGUUAUUUUCCAUUCUCCCUGGGACCCCGAUCCUGCAUCGGGCAGGUGUUUGCACAGAUGGAGGUAAAAGUGGUGAUGGCAAAGCUGCUGCAGAGGUUUGAAUUCCAGCUGGUGCCGGGACAGAGUUUUAAACUCGUGGAGGCUGGAACCUUUAGGCCACUAGAUGGAGUAAUCUGUAAAUUAAAGCCAAGGAGUUCUGCAAGAAGCAGCCAGGCGUGACUAUUCGGGGAGGGGAGCGUGUCAUGCUAGUAGUAGUGUUUCUUCUGAUUUUGAAGAUCUUGGCMCUAAUCAAAGGUUAGAUUUUGCAGAUCCCUUUAGAGGAUUACUAGACUGAAAUYCUUUCUAACCUUCCUCAUCAUUUGCUGAAGAAAAUCUUAGGAGAAUCAUUCUACUGAACAUCUUCAGUCUGGAAGUAUGCCUGGAAUUGCCAAGCUUGUUAUUUUCCUGGGGAACUGUUUGAUUCUGACUAGACUUGGAAAAGAACAUCCUUUCACUGGAGUAUCCCUGGUGCUCCAUACAAGCCUACACUCUAAUCCCAGCUCACAGUUCCCCCCAAGCUUACUUACAACACAACAUGGUCUAAGUAAGCCUUUGUUUGGGGAGUUUCCUACUUACAUAAUGAAAUCAGAAAGUAGUAGAGCAUAGAUUUGGGCUGAAUUUAGGAACAGAUGUUUGGAGAUAGUCUCUUGGUCAAAGCAWUUUUUCUAUCCCUGCUCCAAAUGUGAAGAACAAUUGAUAGGAACAAUAUGAAAAAACAAUCAGAGUCUGAGGCCAUAUUUUCUCCUGUUCCUACUGCCUGAUUUUUCUUCAGUCUCUUCUGCUUUUCUUCUGAUAUUGUGCAAAACAUAGAUUCCCAGUCCACACUGUAAAAAGGGAUUCUUCUUCCUCCUACCCCUCCACACAGCCCUGCUCAUUCUGAGACACUGCUCUUUGGUGGGAAGAGUCUUGCUGCAUUUCUUUUAACCUGGAUCAUUUUUCCCCAUCUUUUUUACCACAAAGCUACAGUAACRCUUAGAAAUGGUCUAGUAGAUACAGGAGGGGUGGAAAUAAGUGCCUGAACUAAAUGCUGCUUAAAAUGGUGUUGCCGCUGAAGAAAUGUGUCUGCAAUUUCAGCCAGAGAUAGGAAAAGGAAAGUCCUGCACCUCCUUCUUCUGCUCACGGCAUGUAGGCUUGCAGCCAGGCUCUGGUAGGGAGAAAAACUAUCAUUUGAAAAUGUUGCCUUCCAGAAAUACAUGGAUAAUUAAUAGGAGUUUGGACCUCCUCUAUCAUGAAAUACAGAGAAUUAAAGACAUUUGAUGCUGCCACUUUUGUUUCUCAUCUGUUUGAAUGAAAAGGGCAAGAACACAGUCUGUACUCUGUCAGGUUCCCAUAGUGGUUUCCAUACUAGGACAGUAACACCCCAAAGCUUUACCUGAUUCUGCUCUUUUUAUGCACCAUCUCAUUCAGUGCAGCAGUGGGAUAGCAGGCCCAGAACGUUGRUGCUGCUUUUGAUAACACAAUCAGCAUCUUACAGUGUACUAAUAUGACUUGUACCUGGGGUGCCAAUGCCUCUAUUGUAAGGGAAGGUUUAGUCCGUCUGUCAGUAGACUAGCUCUUCAAGACCUGGUGCUGGAAAUCUGAUUCUAUCCUCCUAUACAUUAAUAAAAUCUCAUUGGGAAGACUGAGGCCUCUUCARCUGGACAUGUGUUCCCAGGAGCUGCUGUAGGAGGGAGCAGGGUGUUCUGUGCCAGUCAGGGUGGAUGUCCUGGCGCCAUAACAAAUGGCUGAAUCCUGAGAACAUGUCAAAGGCAGGRCAGUAUCUGGGUGCUGUGGAGAGUGGUGGGGGGAGCUCUGUUGGGAGUGGCA